GCGCUGAUGUUUCGUGGCCGUCAGCCCCAACCAUUACCCGCUCGGGCGCACGCCGUCGCAGCCCGAGGGGACCGCAACAUCACCAGCAACAGCAGUGCGUCGCGGCCGCGGCCGCGGCACACCCAGCGAGCCGCAUCACUCGCCCCGUUCAGGUACCAUGGGAGAGGGAGGAGGGUGCACUGCACGCAACACAUCCAUGUGUGUGGUAGCCACCCACUCAUGUGUGAACGAACGGCACCUCUCUGCACUCGCUCGGCGGUGUACAUCUUGAGGCUUGGCGUGCAGGGGAGCAAGGACAAGGUGGUAGGCUCAAACAGCCAUGCACAUGGCCACACAGCCAAACCGUGGCAUUCAUCCGUGGAAUGCUGGGCUGCUGUUGUUGUGUGUGUCAGUUGCAAAGACGGGGGGCGUAUCUUUUCAUCGUAGCCCCAUUGCAAAGACUUAGGCCAAACUUGCAGCGACGAGCCAGGCACAUGUGGAGGGAAAGGCCAUGUGUGUGUCUGUUGGAUUGUGUGCAGUCGGGACUGACCCGGACGAGGACGAAUACAUUGACAUCGCAGAUGCCCUCCGUCUCUACAAUCUGCGCAAGAUCUCAGAGAAAUACAGCGGGCCGCUCUCAGCGGCUGAUCUGGCUGCCAUCAGAAGUCACAUGGCCAGAGGCGUCCGCGCCCUCUGUCUCUUUGUCCAGGCUCACAUGACGAUAUCCCAGGAAAGAAGUACUCGUCUGUCAGAGCUCUCCAUUUGAGCAGGACGUCAUUGCUGAGGUUGUCCAGCGCAUAGAGGAUGGCGCAGGCAGCACUCAACGAGAACCCAUCUCAACGACCACAUCUGAAGACAUUUUGACGGUUCUUCUCGCGGUCUCAACCCCUUCACCCGCGCAGCUGCCAGCCUUAGGGAGAUGUCCGCCGCCAAUGCUCUCAAGGCAGAGGAGACUCCAGAAGAGUGCCGAGAAUCUCUCGGGCCAUAUGCAGCCAAAAUGCCGACAAACGCCCGCGACCAGAAGGAGCAGCUACUUGAGGUAGGGGAUAAAAGGAGCACCACUGGCCCGGCGGACGGUGGCGAUGGCGAUGAAGGUACACUCAACUCAGACAAAUGCAACACAUCACAUACACAGCAGACGAUGUAGCCUGGAGGAACGGCAUGACGGCAUCGCACAACCAGACGGACCAGACCGCCAUGGCAUUGGCAGCGGUGGGUGACCAUCAUACCACACCCAUGAGCAGCACACGCCGACACACGCCGUCGCUUUGUGCAUGGGUGCAGGUGGAGGUGUUGGUCGGGGAUUUCUUGGGCAGCAGCACAGCGGGCCGAACCGGAGCCGACAGAAUGGAGGUAGACGCCGACUGACCCACCGACACACAAAUCAGAAUCGCCACUCACGCAUCGUUGGUCAUCUUGUGCGUCUGUCUGUCCGCUUUGUCAACCACAGGUCCGCCGGUACCCCGUGGCUGGAAGAGCCACAAGAACGGCGUCGAGGUCCGCGUCCCUCCUGGCACCAGUGACGCCAGCAGUCAGCUGAUCUUGGCCAUUCUUCGCCGCACCAUCACUCACCCACAGCAUAUGACGCAGCUGAUCCAGCAAGCCGACCCCAAUGCGCAGCCUCGCCUGCACGUGGAGGGCACCACCACGACCCCCACGACCCGCUUCAAACACUAUCCGCUGCUGUCGCUGUCCAUUGACAACCUCAGUGACAACAGCGUGCCAACCAUCUGGGCAGCCAAAGGCGAUAACGCUUCGGCCCCCGUCGCCAUCCCGAAGUGGCAGACGCCCGGUCUCCAGCUCGCUAUCAUGCGAAUCCUAAUCGAGAGAGGGGCCGACAUCAAUGCGGGUCUUGGUUCUCCCAUCCGGGUGGCCAUCGCCUCGUGCAAGCGGACCGCAUUCGACCUCCUGAUGAGCCAGCUAGGUACGCGCCCAUUCACAGCACUCACGACAUGGAACACACACGAUGAUGGAUGUUGGGACGUCUGUCUGUCUGUCUGCCUGUCUGUUCAAGGCAUCCAGCUGCGGGGGCGUCAGGUGCUGGACUUGCCGGAAACGUUGCCGACGGACCAGCCGACUGAGGCCCACGAAGCCAUCCUGCUGUCCUUCUACCAACAACUCAUCCAGCGGGACAGCACACUCGCAACCGAGCGGAGAGCGGACGGCAACAAUUAUUUGCAUGUGGCGGCCGCCGACCGUACACUGCCUUUCGUUUGUUCUCAGCAGUUCAUCGAGAAUUACAUCGGCCUGCUGGUGGCCAACGGGGCGGACAUCGCGGGCGUGGACAACGACCUGCGCGUGACGCCAUUGCAUCACGCGGCACUCCGCGGCUCCCACCGUUUGGCUGCGUCUCUCUGCCGCCGUCUCGCCGCUGCUGACGUCAACAGAGGGCCGCCGAAUGACCCCAGCUUCACACCCCUCACCAUUUCGGCCCGAUGCCUCUAUGGCGUCACACAGACGCUGCAAGACAACAACACGGGGCAGGCCGUGAGGGAUCGGGCCAAUAUCCGGAUCCCCCAGUGGAAGGCCACCAUCCGCACACUCCUCCGGGCGGGCGCUGACAUUGCCCUCAUGCCCAUGGCCACCGAGGGGCAGCGACAGCAGCGGCAAUGGGUACUGGCCGAGUGCACGACGGUGCUCAACGAGCUGGGCGAUGCCGUCAUGGCUGCCAUCAAUGACGCCCUCGCCCCUCAGCGGUCGCUUGCGGCCUUGCUCGCCCACUGUCAUACUGGGUGA
Messenger RNA from Vitrella brassicaformis, 2715 nucleotides. Lineage: Eukaryota; Vitrellaceae. The record is from the annotation of a GenBank genome assembly.